AUGGCGAUGGCCGCGCGGCCGCAGACGCCCUCACAGGAUGCAUACAUGAUCCCGCAACCCAGCGACCCAGGUGUCCUGAGUCGCCGAUACGGAUCCCAAUCCUCCCGACCUCACUCGUUCGCUGGCAGCUCAGCGUACUACGGAACGGGCGCCCUUGAACCAACCCAGGUGCCUCACAAUCCCCGGUUUAGGGAGGACUUCGAUUCCCCCAGCCGUCGCAGUUCGGUCGCACUCGAUAUUCCGGUACCGCAGCGCUCGGUUUCGCAAAUGUCCCGAGUGCGCUCGGAGACCCCGUCCCGUACGAGUACCUUACGAAAGAAGGCGUCCCUGAGUAAAAAGGGCAGCUUGCGCCGAAAUGGAAGCCGCCGCAGCAUGCGCGCAGGCAGUGUACGCAGUUUGAGCCUGGGGGAUCGGGAAAAAUACCACACCGAGGGCUCCGACGAUGUCAACAGUGCAUUCUCCGUGCCCAUACCAACCACUGGGAAUCCGACCGAAGUGCUGGCAACCCGGUUUGGAGCUUGGCGCAAGGUCCUCAAGGACUUGAUUCUUUUCUUCAAGGAGGUGCAAAAGUCCUACGAAACGAGGGCGAAGCUAUUUUUAUCGGCCUCUAAUGUCGUGAACAGCCAGAGCUUACCGACGGCGUUCCUGGAGUCUGGUGGUCUGGCUGACGCCACUGAGAUUCUCCGGGACUUCCACCGACAGGGUUAUACCGAAGCCAACAAGGCUGUCGAGGUAGAGGUGGAGGUGAUCAGCCAAUUGACUGGUUUACGUAGCGAUCUACAGAAAAAGACCAAGGAGAUCAAGAACCUCUCGGGUGAUUUCAAAAAUACCGUCGAGAAGGAGAUUGACGGCACCCGCAAAUCUGUACGGAACUUGCACGAAGCUCUUGGGCUUGUUGAUAACGAUCCUUCGGCAACAUCCGGCAAAGGCGAUCCAUUCAUCAUGCGCCUACAGGUGGAGAGACAGGUUGAGAAGCAGAUUGAAGAAGAAAACUACCUACACCGGGCCUUUUUGAACUUGGAGAACUCCGGCCGUGAGCUUGAGUCGAUUGUUGUGAGUGAGAUCCAAAAAGCAUACAAUGCUUACGCCAGUAUCCUUCGUCGCGAGGCCAAUGAGGCUCUCGAUACUGUAGAGAAGCUUCAGGCGGGCCCGAUCUCCAUGCCCCAGGACCACGAGUGGAACUCGUUUGUCGCUGACACCGACGAGCUUGUUGAUCCUCGGAUUCCUCUCCGCAAUGUGGAGAACAUCACCUACCCCGGCAAGGAUCAUCCGGCGGCUGCCGAGAUCAGAGCUGGAAUGUUGGAGCGCAAGAGCAAGUAUCUCAAGAGUUACACCCCUGGAUGGUAUGUGCUGUCGCCGACGCAUCUCCAUGAGUUCAAGUCCGCGGAUCGUGUGGCAUGGCAGACGCCAGUGAUGUCGCUCUAUCUGCCCGAACAGAAGCUCGGCUCCCAUUCACAGGAAGACUCAAGCUCUCACAAAUUCAUGCUGAAGGGCCGGCAGACCGGUGCGAUGCAUCGGGGCCAUUCGUGGGUCUUCCGCGCCGAGUCGCACGAGACCAUGAUGUCCUGGUACGAGGAUAUUGAGAGCCUGAGUAACAAGACCGGCGAAGCACGCAAUGCGUUCGUACGCAAGCAUGUCCGCAGCGUGAGCGGCAGAUCAAUGAACAACGAAGUGAUGGAGGAUGACGAGGCUGACCGCACCCCAUACUCCGCGGGCUCUGUCGUCUUGGCCUCUGAACGACCAAUGUCUGCCACUCGCCAACCCGGGGGUGCCUUUCCCAGCGAUGUCCAGAUCGACCGUAAUCUCCAGGCACCCCUUUCUCCAUCCAGCGGGGACAGCUCCGCAGGUAGAGACAUGCUAGUCGCGGCCGGAUCAUACCAUGAUGGGCCCAGUAACUUUGACGACCGCUCACGGCCACCGGGUAGCCGCGAGAGCAGUUCCUACCGACCCUAUCCACGAAACGAGGAGUCGACGGAACGAUCUCGUCCCCCGAUGACCCAACACGAUAGCUAUUACGGUGACUGGAUUGGACCGGCAGCGAUAGUCGCAAAGCAAAAGCAGGAACAGCCGCCAACCUCGCACCCAGAGGAGAGAGAUAUUCGGUCUGACGGAGAUGCCGCUUCUCUUGCUGCGAUCUCGAAUGCCGGUAUCGCUGAUCGUCGUGAUCACUCGGCUCCUGCCCAGGUGAAUCGUCGAGAAAGCGUCUCAACGGCACCUACCAACACCAACACUACGGACUACACUAACAACACCAACGCUACCUCUGUCGACGGGAAUCAAGAGGUUCCCAAGAUUCUGGCUGCCGGUGUCCCAUACCGUGACUCAGAAGAAGAUUCAGCGCAAUUCCAUGGUGGUGUCCCUGGCAAAAUCCCCCCUGAGCUUCUUCGUCCCAAGACGGACAGCAUUGUCGCCCUGGAUAUGAAGAUCCCCGGCCGCUAUCCUGCUACCAAUGUGGCUGCAUAG
Messenger RNA from Penicillium nucicola, 2463 nucleotides. Its product is annotated as SLM1 family PH domain-containing protein. The record is from RefSeq and is a predicted model, not a curated record. The coding region runs from base 1 to 2463 and encodes 820 amino acids. The transcript is spliced from 4 exons. NCBI's taxonomy places the organism in Eukaryota, Fungi, Ascomycota, Eurotiomycetes, Eurotiales, Aspergillaceae.